Coregonus clupeaformis (lake whitefish) is the source of this 1696-nucleotide messenger RNA. RefSeq names its product adenylate cyclase type 2. The transcript is spliced from 5 exons. Gene Ontology annotation, biological process: intracellular signal transduction; adenylate cyclase-inhibiting G protein-coupled receptor signaling pathway; cAMP biosynthetic process. The record is from RefSeq and is a predicted model, not a curated record. The coding region runs from base 1 to 534 and encodes 177 amino acids. Gene Ontology annotation, molecular function: adenylate cyclase activity. NCBI's taxonomy places the organism in Eukaryota, Metazoa, Chordata, Actinopteri, Salmoniformes, Salmonidae.
AUGGAGAACGUUAACAAAUUACUACUGCAGAAUGUCCUGCCCCUUCAUGUAGCAUCUAAAUUCAUGGGCAAGGCCAUACGCAACCAGCAGCUUCUCUCUAAGCCAAAGUUCUGUUCUGUGGAGAAGAUUAAGACUAUUGGCAGCACCUACAUGGCAGCUGCUGGUCUGUCCAAUCCUGCUAUAGGGGAAGAGCGAAAGGGCUGUGAUGUGUCCUACAGCCAUGUACGCAGCAUGGUCGAGUUUGCCAUCGCUCUGAAGAACAACCUGGAGUCCAUCAACCAACAAUCCUUCAAUAGCUUCAAGCUACGCAUCGGGAUAAACCAUGGUCCAGUGAUUGCAGGUGUGAUCGGAGCCCACAAACCACAGUAUGAUAUAUGGGGGAACUUUGUGAACGUGGCCAGUAGGAUGGACAGCACCGGAGUACUGGACAAGAUACAGGUGCCAGAGGAGACAGCUCAGGUGGUGGAUACCUUUGGCUUCAGUGUGACCAAGGGAGGAGUCAUCACCGUCAAGGGAGAACUCAACACCGACUGACCAAACAGCUCCUCUUUUCUGACCUCUCCAACCAAUCAUAAACACUCAUCUGACCUCACAUCACAGACACUGACCAAUCACAAUCAUCCUUAUUUAUUCUCAUGCUCAUGGAUUAAUAACGUUAGACUAGACAGUAAUGCUGUGAACGGUGACACUGUGCCCUAGGAGGAAGGAGGCAGGGGCGGACUGGCCAUCAUAGGGCAUUUGAGCAAAUGCCAGAUGGUCUGGUCCUUUUUUAACCCAGUGGGCCUGUCUCACUUGGUGUUUUUGCGCAACAUUAUCAUUAUUUUGAUAAUAAUGGGGACUUCGAGGAUAGAAAAUGCACUGGUCGAUUUCUGGUCCCAGUCCGUUCCUUUUUGCUGUCUUUUGGAUGAAGACGUUAAACCAAAAUCCAGACUGUCAAAGGCGAUUUGUGAUAAUUUAUUAAUUGUGUUUUUAAUGACUCUCUAUUCAUUUACUACUGUAUCUAUCUAUGUGUGAAUUGUGAAUGACAGACACCUAACCAAGGCCUUUAGGAAUAUCCUCUUACUAAUGACAGACACACAGAGUGGGUUCAAGGCAAGAAAUGACAUUGAAAGGGCCUUAUUAGGAAAUGACAAGAGUAUAGAGAAACACAAGAUGGUGUGCUCUUCAAUGGUUCCCUUAAAGGGAUGUUUGAAAUCAUUUGUGCUGCCUAUAAUAAGAAUAAGAAGGGUGUUAUGUUAUGUUAUUGCAAAGGAUGAGGAGGUUCUGGCCAGUAGGAUUUCUCUGCCAAAGGUAUUGAUGCAUUCACACAUAGCUACACCUUUUUGAAUCCAUCUGCCGCCACUUUAGUGCCCUGAAAAAGCAAUAUAACUUAUAUACCUUUUAAUAAUGUAAUUAUUUGUUUUGUAUUUAGUUUGUAUUAAAAAGAUUCAUAUAUUUUGUCUAUUCUGAACUACUUUAUAAUAUAAGCAUGCCUGAGUAUAAAUGAAUGCACAUAAAAAUGAACUAAGAUGUGGGAGGUUGUGUAAUUGAUUCUAAGCUACCAAAUUCUCUAAAUACUAUUAAUGCAUUAUUACUUUAGUAAGAUCAUAAUAUGUGUAGCCUAUUAGUUUGUACUCAUAAUGUGCCAUGAAGGACUAAACCUGUGUCAUGAAGGAGGACAUGUGAAUGUAGAAAUAUGCUAUAUUUGUACAUUAUU